UCGGAAUUUGGUUAGUGGAGACGGGCGUGUGCGGGAAAGGAGGUGGGAGCCAAGGGCGAGUGUGCCUGAGGGCACUGCACCCGGACACCCUCCUUUGGUGGGUGGGACUGUCCCUGAACUUCGGCUGCCUCUGAGGCCACAUCCUUUCGAGGGGGGCGGAGGACGACUUCUGAACUUGCAGCGAGGUCAGAAUUCGCACAUGGCUGCCUUUUUGGGAAAAGAGACCUGUAGAAGAGCGGGGCUGCGGAUUCACUGCCGGGAACGCUCCCUUUGCAAAGCAAAAGGAUCCAGGGCGCUGCUGUUACCCGCGCCCAACAUGCAUAUUCAUGAGGGGGGCUGGGCAAAAGAAAGUUCAGUGUGGAACUGGGGCAAAGGUCGUCCGAAAUCCAGGGAGUCCAGGUCCUGACUGACUCAAGUCUUGACAGCCAGCAAGGGUCGGCAUCAUCAGCCCUCUGAUCCAGUUCGCCCGGAGUUUGCGCGCUCAGACAGCCCAUGUUCUUCAGCCCAUGUGAGAUCAGUCUUUGCUUUUGAAACAGCGCUGGGAGUUUUGCCAUCGAUACGCUGCGUCCGAUUUGGUUGGGCUAAUUUCCGGCCAGAAACUUCAGGAUGGUUCGUGCUAAGAGCUGGACCCUGAAGAAGCACUUUGAAGGCAGCCCUACUCACAGCAACUUCGAGUUAAAGACAGUUGAACUCCCAUCCUUAAAAAAUGGAGAGGUCCUGCUGGAAACUUUGUUCCUUACUGUGGAUCCUUAUAUGAGAGUGGCAUCCAAAAAAUUGAAGGAGGGUGAUGUGAUGAUGGGGCAGCAAGUGGCCAGAGUUGUGGAAAGUAAAAACUCAGCCUUCCCAGCAGGCGCUCUGGUAGUGGCUCGUUCAGGUUGGACGACGCACUCUAUUUCUGAUGGGAAAGAUCUGGAAAAGCUACCCACAGAGUGGCCGGACACCAUCCCAGUGUCUUUGGCUCUGGGAGCAGUGGGCAUGACAGGGCUAACAGCCUAUUUUGGUCUACUUGACAUCUGUGGUGUGAAGGGUGGAGAAACAGUGAUGGUUAAUGCAGCGGCAGGAGCGGUGGGCUCUGUGGUGGGGCAGAUAGCUAAGCUCAAGGGCUGCAAAGUUGUUGGAGCAGCAGGGUCUGAUGAAAAGGUUGCCUACCUUAAAAAGCUUGGAUAUGAUGUUGCCUUUAACUACAAAACAGUAGAGUCUUUAGAAGAAACUUUGAAAAAAGCCUCUCCUGAUGGUUAUGAUUGUUACUUUGAUAACGUAGGUGGAGAGUUUUCAAACAUUGUUAUUCCCCAGAUGAAGAAAUUUGGAAGAGUUGCUAUAUGUGGGGCCAUCUCUACAUACAAUAGUACUCGCCCGCUUCCCCCAGGCCCACCCCCAGAGAACAUAAUCUAUCAGGAGCUCCGCAUGGAAGGGUUCAUCGUCACCCGCUGGCAAGGAGAGAUCCGCCAGAAGGCUCUAAAAGACUUGCUGCAGUGGGUCAUGGAGGGUAAAAUCCAAUACCACGAAUACAUCACUGAAGGAUUUGAAAACAUGCCAGCUGCAUUUAUGGGAAUGCUGAAAGGAGAUAAUUUGGGAAAAACAAUAGUGAAAGCAUGAACAAAAUGACACAUGGAAUCUAGCAUUUGGAUGAUUAAUUUCUUUUUAACCAUUUAGUAAAAAUGUGUAUUACCUUCAUUAUCUAAGAAACAGUCAUUGUGAUGAGUUUGAUCUACCUGAUAAAACACAUUUAACUGGUAUGUAAUUGGAAUAAAGAGUGAAAAUUUCACAGUGAAUAAUGGCCAAUCACCUCACUCCCUAUUACUGUUCCUUCUGGCUUAUGGUGCAAACUAAUGGUUUGGAGUCCAAAAGUUUACUGCUUCUGUGACUUUGGAGUUCUGAUUUUUUUUUUUUUUCCCUGAUCUGUAAAGUGAGGAUAGUAUCAUCAGCUUUAUAUACGUAUUACA
Molecule: messenger RNA, 1943 nt
Organism: Enhydra lutris kenyoni (northern sea otter)
Lineage: Eukaryota; Metazoa; Chordata; Mammalia; Carnivora; Mustelidae
Product: prostaglandin reductase 1
Exons: 10
Coding region: 607-1596 (329 amino acids)
Biological process (GO): prostaglandin metabolic process
Cellular component (GO): cytoplasm
Molecular function (GO): 15-oxoprostaglandin 13-reductase [NAD(P)+] activity; 2-alkenal reductase [NAD(P)H] activity
Source: RefSeq, a predicted model, not a curated record